AUGGACGAGUCGUAUAAUUUCCUAUCGGCGAAGUACGAUCAAUCACUUAAGCAACUGCAAAGCUUAAACGAGAAGAGUAAUAUAAAGCUAGAAAAGAAAACCAGUGUCCUACAAAUGGAUCUGAAUAAUGUAGAAACGGUGUCAGAAGAUCUAGCUCAAUAUCUACGGCAUGAUUGUGUCGAAAUAUCGGGUGUUGAUCCAUCAGAAGGACAAUCAUGCAACAACAUUGUUGUAUCCUUGAGUGAAGAAAUGGGCAUAAUGAGAUAUAUCAACAGCUCAUGUCCUGCCAACAUAUAA
Molecule: messenger RNA, 297 nt
Organism: Paramuricea clavata
Lineage: Eukaryota; Metazoa; Cnidaria; Anthozoa; Malacalcyonacea; Plexauridae
Source: the annotation of a GenBank genome assembly